AUUUAAUUUACCAUCGUUUUGGACGUGACCGACACCCACUAAACACAUACACACACAUACAUACACACAUACCUACAUACAUACUACACACCUACAAAAAAACACACACAACCACCACCCAUCUUUAACCUUUACUGAAACUUAUGUUUGUGACCUUCGAGUGGAUCUUAGUUGUCAUCAAAUUUGGUACAAACUGGAAUCGGCUUUUAAUUGUAUUGGUGAUCAAUUAUCUCUACGAUUUAUCAGCGGCACUUUUAAAUUGUUCGGUGUCUCAACAAUCAACUAAUCUAAUUGCUACCAACACUUGAGGCACAAUCACACCAUGAUGGUUAAUUACUGUUCAUCUAGAAACACUUAUCUUCAUCUGAUCUUCCUCAUUUGUUAAUAAUAAUUGAAAAUCUCUGGUCAUCUCAGUUCAAUUUUACCUACUAAAUUAUAAUGUAAUUGCGAUGGUUUAAUUAAGCCGAUCAAAUUUGAUUGUGAUUCUUUUAUUGAUGAUAAUCAUCAGUAAAUUAUUCUAGUCUGACAAUCUGAGUUAAUCUUCCUCUCUCUCUCUCUACCUGAUUGUAGAUUCAGUUUUUUAAUUCUCAAUUUAGAUCUUAAUUGUUCCCUUUAAUUGCCUUUAACUACUUCUUUUUAAUUGUCAUUCUCAUCUCUUUUUAUAUUAUAACUCCUUUCUCUCUCUCACUCAUUUUUCAUCAAUCAUCAUUGGCGAUCCUCUUAAUUAAUCUAAUUAAUGUAAAAUAUUAUUUGCACCAAAAAUUAUUCUAUUAAUUUAUAGAUAACAAUUUACAAUUAAUAUUGAUUUUGUUAACCAAAGUGAAAUCGAUCAUUGAAAAUGUGUAUUGUAAAUAUCUCAUGAUUUAUACAUAAAUUGUCGUGAUUUUUUUAAUUGUUACUCUUGUGACUUUAAUCCAAACCUUUUGUAUAUGAAAUAAUAGUAAUUAACAAAUAACUUAUUCAAAUUGCUUUCGAUCAAUAUAAUUAUUUUCUCAUUAAUCAAUAACAAUCAGUUAAUUUAUUAGUUAAUCGUUUAUUUGUGAUCAUUAUUGAUUUUAAAUCUUUAAAUUAAUUAUUUUCCUUAAUUUUUUUCUCACUUAUUUUUAAUAUCAUUUAAUAGAUUCAAUCAAUUUUAAAAAUCGGUCAAAUAAUUGGACUCAUAUGAAUUAAUCAACUACAAUGGGAAUGAAAUAAAUAAAUUAUGAAUAAACUGACAAUGAACGGUUAAUCGUAACAAUUAAAUGAUCCUCAUUGAAUGAGUAACUUAUGAUUGAGUUGAUGAUUUAUUAAUUGAUUGACAGGCUUUUAUUUAUCUCUUCACGUUAAUUGUUACUUAAUUAAUCAGAUGGUUAAAAGCUGUAACUGAUUAACACAAAGGUAAAGGUGAUUGUUUUCAAAUUAAUUGAUUUUCAUAUUGAAGUUAUUGGUUAAUUAACCAAGGAAGUCUCAAUGUUUAACUAACUACCAUGCUGAUUAAAUUGAUGCUAAUGUAAACUUGAACAACCAUUGAUUAAAUGAAUUAAUUGUUUACAAAGUUUUCCCUUUGAUUAUGUUUAGUAAAAAAAAUUAUGUCUAUUUGAAAGAUAAACGAUUUCCAAGGUUAAUUGUUGUGAAAACGAAGCAAUUUAACAAAUCAACUCGAUUGACGACGGAAACAUGGCCAAUGAGAAACAAUUACCAUUCGGACAAUUUAUUAUAUGUCAAGAUAAUGUUGAUGCUUUUUGGACUCAACAUGUUUCCGGUCAGUGGUUGUUGGCGAUUGUUAAAUUAUCUGUUGGUCUUUUCGUCAAUUGUUUCCCAAUUGUAUCAAUUUUUCUGGUCAAUCGUUUUGUUUGCUUAUUCCGAUGAUCCAAUUAAUUCGGUUCUCUGGACAUUUCAAGCAAUUUACGCAUUUGCGAUUCGAUUCAUUUUGAUCCAUCGAGCCAAACGAAUCCAUUCAGCUUUGGUCAUCAUGACGAACAUGGUUCCUUUCGGUGAGAAUAAGUUUCGAUUGUGGUCAAUCAUUUGUCUUCUAUUAACAUUAUCGACAAUGUUGUUUGAUUUUCUUCGUCUUGUAAUUUGGUUCAUUUGGGGACCGAACGAGGAAUUGAUUGAUUUGUACACUUCCAUUUUAACCGAUUUCGAUGUUAAUCUUCCUCUGCCCGUUGCCGCUUUUACCGAUUUUUGGACUUAUUGUUAUGCGACAAUCGGUUGUUUAAUUGUUUCCAAAUCGUUUUAUUUGUUCACCUUUCAUCUCGCUUCUGAAUGUUAUCAAUCACUUUACUCGUUUUGCCAAGAAACGGCCUCCGAUCCAAAGAGAAUCCGUUAUAUCAGUUUAAUGUACCACAAAGUGUACAAUUUAAAGGACGAAUUGAAUGAGGCUUUGAGUUCACUUCCGUUUUUCUGGUAUUCGCAAAUUUUUUUCGAAACAACUUCACAAAUUGUUCGAAACACCAAAGAUAUUCCUUCACUUGAUUGGUCUAAAGUGUUUUUCCGUUGGGGCUCUUAUCUUAAUUUACUAAUCAUUACCAUUUAUAUAACUUAUCAGGUUGAUAGAUUUACCAUCAAGGAGAUGUCACUUGUUGGUAAAAUGAUUCAAUUGUUAACUGAUACUCGACCUGUGAACGAGUUUAAAUCUCGCACUUAUGCGGUUGACAAAUCGAUUCUAGUUAAUCAGCUGAUACAAACACCGACAAUUAUUCCCAGUGCAUGGAGUUCAUUUAAUAUCGAUCGAACGUUAAUUGUUUCCUUCUUUGGAGCGGUGGUUCCUUUUUCUGUUAUGUGUUUAGAGUUCCAACAGAUAAUUAACAGAUGAUUUAGU
This is a messenger RNA of Panonychus citri (citrus red mite), 2800 nucleotides long. RefSeq lists its product as uncharacterized. Lineage: Eukaryota; Metazoa; Arthropoda; Arachnida; Trombidiformes; Tetranychidae. Bases 1550 to 2794 code for a protein of 414 amino acids. The transcript is spliced from 3 exons. The record is from RefSeq and is a predicted model, not a curated record.